GAGCGCGCAUCCAGACACGAGACACGCUGUCAGCUGCGCCUCCUGGCACACGCGAGCAAUGACGUGGAUUUUCAUCCAUUGCGGUGCGAAAUCAGUUAAGUCACUGCAUACAACUACUCCUCUGCAUUGGGUCUGGACUAAUUUCCCCAUCUGUAACGAGGUAUUUCUGUUCAGUGUCCAGUGAGGAGCAGCACGUCAACAUGAUUAAAGGCAAAGUUGAAAACAUUAAAGACAAAAUUGAUGGCAAUGAGCUUGAUUUGAGUCUCAGUAAUCUCACAGAAGUGCCAGUCAAGGAGCUGGCUGCAUUUCCAAAGGCAACGGUUUUGGAUCUGUCCUGUAAUAAUCUAACAACUCUGACUCCUGAAUUCUUCAGCUUGACUCACCUUAUAAAAAUUGACCUGAGCAAGAACCAGCUCGUCUGCUUACCAGAAGAAAUUGGGCAACUCGGUAACCUCCAGCACCUGGAUUUAUACAACAACAAACUGAAAAUGCUUCCCAUUGGCUUCUCACAACUCAAGAGUCUUAAAUGGCUGGAUCUGAAGGACAACCCCUUGGAGCCGACACUGGCCAAGGCUGCGGGCGAUUGCUUGGAUGAGAAGCAGUGCAAACAGUGCGCAUCCAGGGUUCUGCAGCACAUGAAGGUACUACAGGAAGAAGCAGAAAAGGAACAAGAACGUCGAUUGUUGAAAGAGAGAGAACUAGAAAAGAAAAAAGAAGCUAAGCAGAGGGAAAAGGAGGCCAGGGAAAGAGAAGUACAAAAAAAGAAAAAAGCAGAAGAGAAGGAAAGGAAAAGAAAGGAGUAUCAGGCUCAGAUGGCUGCUCUUGCUGCACAAGAACAACAGAAAAAGAAGAAAGAAGAGAAGAAAAAGAGAGCUGCUCAAAAUCAAGGUAAAAAGAAAGCAUCAGAGUCUGUGCCCAAAGCCAAGCGGUCCAUCUGCUCCCUGUUCUUCUCUCUGCUCCUAAAACUCCUGCUCCUGCUAACUGUGGGAGUAGCAAGCGUAAUAGCAGUUUGUCAGUUAACUGAACUGAGGAAGGAGGCGUUCUGUGUUCCACUCAACACACACUUUGAGGAGACGGUGAGGUGGGCUCAGGGUCUGGAGGUUGUGCAGCAGGUCCUUCAGAAAAUGUCUGAUCUCAGAACAUAAGUCUGUGUCUGAUAAUGAUCCAUCCUGCCGCGGAUCUGAACCUCUCAGGUGACGCAUUGGGACCAAGUCACAGACCUGUCUGCAGAAAUUCCUAUGGAAUUGUUUUUCCCAUUGCUGCAUCUUUUAAAAAAAAUAAUAAUCCAUGUGAGAACUAUGGACCAGUCUGUGAAUGCAAAUCUUGCUUGUAUGUCUUUAAACUGCCAAAUCGGGAAAGGAAAAUGGACUACAAGGAGCAGUUGAUGAAUGAUAACAUUUGUGACCUUUGGAGUCUUGCGUAAUACUGUUUCACAACAUCUUAUAAUAAAAGAUUUGAUCGAUUUUGA
Cyprinus carpio (common carp) is the source of this 1468-nucleotide messenger RNA. Its product is annotated as leucine rich repeat containing 59. Gene Ontology annotation, molecular function: protein binding. NCBI's taxonomy places the organism in Eukaryota, Metazoa, Chordata, Actinopteri, Cypriniformes, Cyprinidae. The record is from RefSeq and is a predicted model, not a curated record.